AUGGAGCAAUAUGAAGAUAAAUCAGGUCUAUUAUUAGUUCAACUAAAUCAAUUAUCAGAUAAUAGAUCAAAGAAAGUAUUACAGGGUUUCGUUAAAGAUGUUUUAACUUAUGAAAAAUCAAAAAUUGGUACUCAACUCACAGAUAGCGAAACUGAAUUAGGAGUAUCUAAAUCAUUAGUACAAUCAUCAAAACAACAAAAUAUAUCAUCAACUUAUUUCCUAGAUUUAUGUAAUAAACAUAUAAUAAAUUCAGAAUUUACAAGUAGUUAUUUAUAUUAA
This is a messenger RNA of Dictyostelium discoideum AX4, 279 nucleotides long. RefSeq lists its product as hypothetical. NCBI's taxonomy places the organism in Eukaryota, Evosea, Eumycetozoa, Dictyosteliales, Dictyosteliaceae. The transcript has a single exon. Bases 1 to 279 code for a protein of 92 amino acids. The record is from RefSeq and is a predicted model, not a curated record.